AUGACGCAAGAAGAAUAUGCUUUAGAUUUAGAUAAAUUUAUUGUCAGGUUUAAAAAAAAUAGCAAAUACCCUAUUAAAAAUUAUAAUCUAGACAAAAUGGCUACAACAUAUAAGGAAUAUAUUUAUUUUGAUAUUAAUGGAUGGAUAGAACAAAAGAAAUAUCAGUUAAGUCAACGACUAGAUAAAGAAGCACAUGAUCUUGUUAAGGAAAUAUUAGAACGACAAGGUUACAGAGGAGAUUAUAGUGCACAAUGGGGAUUUCAAAUUGUUUAUCAUCUAUGGAGAUAUAUGAUAGAAUCUUUACAGAAUCCUGAAAAAUAUCUUAAAAAAUAUCUUAAAAAAUAUCUUUAA
Molecule: messenger RNA, 351 nt
Organism: Funneliformis mosseae
Lineage: Eukaryota; Fungi; Glomeromycota; Glomeromycetes; Glomerales; Glomeraceae
Source: the annotation of a GenBank genome assembly